Molecule: messenger RNA, 1332 nt
Organism: Anopheles marshallii
Lineage: Eukaryota; Metazoa; Arthropoda; Insecta; Diptera; Culicidae
Exons: 1
Coding region: 1-1332 (443 amino acids)
Source: RefSeq, a predicted model, not a curated record
AUGCUGCGACCAGAAGUUGUAGAACAACUAGAGUGCCCUUCCUUUGGAUUGGCAACAUCCUGGACGAUAUCACGUCGAAAUGUGCCCUUCGAUAAUUUGGAAGCGGCAAGAACGCUGUUCGAGCGGAAAUACUGGCCAUUUCGUAAACUGAAGGUGAGGAAAAACGACACCAGGGCAGCAAGUCUCCGCGAGCAAGCUAAUGCCGUGUACAAGAAGACACCCAAUGUCCCGGCAAAAGCGUUGCGGCUGUACAAUCUUAGUAUCUGCGCGGCCAAGCAGGGAUCCAAAGAUUUGGGAUUAGGAUACGCGAACCGUUCGGCAGUAUACUUCAACAGCAAAUUGUAUCGCGAGUGCUUGCAAAACAUCGAACUUGCUCGGAGUAAUAACUAUCCGGCAGAUAUGAUGCCUAAGCUGUUACAACGCGAAGAGCGCUGCAAGUUACUGAUGGAAGCAGCCGGUGAAAGCCCUACGGAACACAGCACUUCGAGUCACUGUGCGAUUAAAGCCUGUCUAGAACUGGGAAAGGAUGGAAAAGGAAUUUGUACUAACCGAAGUUUGGAUGAGGGAGAAAAGAUACUGCUGGAACAACCGUUCGUACUUGUGCUUGAGCCAGUACUCGCGUUUGAGCGGUGUGAUUACUGUGGUGCGUCCAACGAACAUAACCUGAUACCGUGCAAAGGUUGUACUGCCGUGAUGUACUGUAGCGAAGAAUGCCAGGAACAGUCGCUCCAACGCUACCAUCAGUUCGAAUGCGAAAUUGUAGAUGAUCUGUUGCUGCUCUUUCGUGGCCCAAAGGCGACUCGAAUGUUUCACGUGACUUUGCGAUUGUUUUGGCACGCCGUGUUACUUUUCCUGGAAGACCCGGACGGAUUUCUAAAGCGUAUCGAAACACCAACGGAGCUGCAAAAGUAUCAGGAUCCGUUCACGUUGGAGCCGUCCGAUUACAUACUGCAUCUGAAUGCUACCUGCCCUGAAGAACCGAUGAAUGAUGAAAAUGGGCGAACGAGAAAGUGCAUAAUGCAAAUUCUGACCAUACUCAUGUGGGUUAUAGCGGUUGAAGAGAAUGCUUCACUUUGGUCCCGACUAGCAGGGAAAGGGGGUAAAAAGAAGCUGUUGAAUUUGCUUUUCCGGUUAGUUAUCCGUACAACGCAAUUGAUGGAUGACAAGAUGGACAACGCGACAUGUUUCUACCCUUUCAUACGCUUGCUGCAACAUUCCGACAGUCCGAACGCGGAACAAUUAAUGAUUCAGGAUUUUCAGUCAGUAGUCGUGCUGAAAUGUCCAGUCGCUGAAGGGCAGAAAAUAACCAUCGCGAAGGUAUUAAUCCGUUAG